AUGACCUGUUUUGUCACAGUUGGCACUACUUCUUUCGAUCAAUUGGUGAAUGAGGUGUUGAGUGAUGACUGCACUUCAAAGUUGAAAUCAUUGGGUGUGAAAAGAAUCAAGAUCCAACUUGGUGCUGGUAAUUGGAAUGAUGACGUGAGGGACCGAGUAUUCAGUGGCGUCGUCGCAGAUCAAGGAGAAGGAGAGAGUGGAGGUAUUCCUAUUGAAUUUUAUCGAUUUAAACCCGACAUCCAGCUUGACAUGAAAGAUGCGCUGGUAGUUAUUGCACACGCGGGAGCAGGCACUUGUCUUGAAUGUCUACGGCAUCGUCGCCCGCUAAUUGUUGUGGUGAAUGAGAAUCUUAUGGAUAAUCAUCAACUUGAACUAGCGAAGGAACUGGCUCGUGGCGGGCACUUGCUGUAUUGUUCGGAUUGUUUGCCAGAUAUGAGUUCAGUGGAGUGUCCCAUUCAUCCAAACGUGCACCUGGUCGAAGACCAUCGUGCUGGCGACGUGAUUUGCCCUGAAUGUGGCCUAGUUGUCGGAGACAGAUUGGUUGACGUUGGAACCGAAUGGCGUUCGUUUUCUAAUGAACGCAGUGGAGCUGAUCCAUCACGCGUUGGUGCGCCCGAAAACCCUCUGCUCAGUGGAGGAGACUUAUCUACUAGUAUUGCAGUUGGGUUUGGAGCUAGUGACAGUGAUAACAGCCUUGCUAAUUCCCAGAGGAAAAGCAUGAACAACACUGAUCGUCAAAUGACCCAAGCGAUGAGUGUUAUAAGAGAGAUGAGUGAACGUAUUCACCUAGCCAAGAGCAUUCAGGACUUAGCUUCAAAAACAUUCAAAGACGUUUUGGAUAGCAAAGCUCUUAAAGGAAAAAACAACGAAGCACAGGCUGCAGCAUGCCUGUAUAUUGCUUGCCGCAAGGAAGGAGUUCCAAGGACGUUCAAAGAGAUUUGUGCCGUUUCGCGAGUUUCCAAGAAAGAAAUCGGGAGAUGUUUUAAACUUAUCAUUAAAAGCCUCGAGACUAAUCUCGAACAAAUCACCUCUGCUGACUUCAUGUCACGGUUUUGUGGAAAUCUCUCUUUGCCAAAUUCUAUUCAGGCUGCGGCUACUCGUAUAGCAAAACGAGCGGUAGAGAUGGACCUUGUUGCAGGUCGUUCACCAAUUUCUAUCGCUGCAGCAGCAAUAUAUAUGGCAUCACAGGCGUCAAAUGAAAAGCGAUCAGCUAAAGAGAUUGGGGAGAUUGCUGGUGCUGCUGAAGUCACAGUUAAGCAAACAUAUAAACUGUUAUAUCCUCGAGCUGCUGAGCUAUUCCCAGAAGAUUUCAAGUUUAUCACACCCAUUGACCAACUUCCUACAUCCUAA
Angiostrongylus costaricensis is the source of this 1350-nucleotide messenger RNA. Lineage: Eukaryota; Metazoa; Nematoda; Chromadorea; Rhabditida; Metastrongylidae. The record is from the annotation of a GenBank genome assembly.